AGGCGCUGUCAGGUCUGCGCUUUAAGUGGGGUCUUGCUGCCGCCAUUUUGUGGUGUGCAGCGCGUCUGUGGGGGUCAGGCGAGAUGUUGGAGAAAUUUAUCGGACCCAGAUAUGUUCAGUUGAUAAAAAACUGGAUUCCAACAAUGGCAACAUGGGGAGGUGUUGGUUGUGUGGCACUGGUGUACAGUACAGAUUGGAGAGUAAUAGUUGACCGUAUUCCAUAUGUAAGGGGGAAAUUCAAGGAUGAAUGAAGCAGUCAUGUUUUAAUGGAUGUAGAUGAACAAUCGAGACAAGUGACCAAUGGCUUCAGACGUCAGGACAGUCUAAAUUUUUCUGAACUGAAAAUUUCUGUUUUUGAACUUUAAAGCUGAAGCAGGAAUCAUAAUUUGCAGCUUUUGAGUAUGAUUCUGUUAAUGUGAAGCAUACACUGCAUCCAUUUCAGCACGUAAAAUGUCUGAGGAUUCAGAAGACUGAGUUUUGCCUAAAUUACACCUUGAAUAUUUAAAAUAAAAAAAAAUCUGUAAUCUGUUGAUGAAUUUUGUUUAUAAAUUCAGUCGUUAGUCUCCUAUAAUCUUGGCUCUUAAGGGUAAUCAAGGAGUAGUAAAUCCAUAGAGUUAGUUAAUGCUGUAUCCCAGAGUUGGUAUCAGAUGCUGCUAGAUUUAAUGUAAUAUAUUUAAUUGAAAGGCAAUCCAAACUUCGCAAUGUUUAGAAAAAAAUUCCACACCUCAGUAUGUAUUGGGUCAAUUUUAAUUUUUUUUACUUAAUUUGUUAGCACUUAGGGUGCCUAGUAUCAAAAGCUACUCAAAACCCAACUUCAGCAAAAAAUAGAGUGCAAUUGUGCACUACUUUCAGAUAGUGCCAAACUGAGACAGAUCUCUAAUGCUUGAAAUUAAUGCAGAAUUAUAGCAAAUAUAAAGAUGCACAAUGAUUGUGGGGAGGUGGUUUGUCAUAUGUUUAGAAUCUACAUUCCUUUGCUAAGUAGCUUAGAAUCAUAGAAUCCCUACAGUGCAGAAAGAGGCAAUCCCCACAUUUCCCAUAUCUAACCCACCUUACCUACACAUCCCUGGACACCACAAGUCAAUCUAGUAUGUCCAAUCCAACUAACUUGCAUAUCUUUGGACUGUAGGAAGAAACUGGAGCACCUGUGGAAACUCUCAAAUGGGUGAUAUGGAGAGAAGGUGCAGGUGCAAACUGCACAGACGUUCACCAAGACUGGAACUGAGCCCGGCUCUCUGGUGCUGUGAGGCCCCAGCGUUAACCACUGACCCUGACCUCAACCUAAAAAUAAAAUGUGGAAAUUUGUCUUUGGGAGAACUUCUUCAUACCCAAUCACCAUUGUUCCAGUGGGGAAUCUGUCUGUUGAAGACCCAUCACUUUGUUUAAUUUAUUCCUGCAUGGAAUAUAGGCAUAACUGGCAGGGCCACCAUUUGUUGUUUAUUUCUGCAGCCCUUAAACUGAGUAGCUGGCUAGUAUAAUUCCCCUAAUUUUCUUCUGCAUGGACCUCUGAGACCUCUGUUGUACCACGACUUCCGGAACCAGAAGUGAGUGCUCCAAUCUGAUCACUGUGCAUCAAACUUUGGGAGCAGCCACGCAGCUUAUAGGGAAUGGUGCUUGUUAGGUCAUUUCAGAGGAUACUGAGAGUCAGAUGUAGGCCAGAUCAGGGAAGAACAUCUGCUAUCCUUACUUGAAAGAUGGUAGUGAAUUGAAUACGGUCUUGUAACAACUGAUAAUUUUGUGGUAGCCAUUACUGAGAUUGUUUAUAUUCCAUAUUUAUUAACUGAACUUAAAUUUUGCAACUGCUGCAGUGAGAUUUGAAACCAUAGGGUGUUAGCCUUGUCCUCCAUAUUACUACGCCACUUGAUGGCUCAAAUGGUGUCCAUUACUGUAAGUGUGCAUUGAUAAUAUUUGGAAUGUAAGCAAUUUGAGAAGAAAUAAAACCAAAGCAGCAAAA
Molecule: messenger RNA, 1951 nt
Organism: Stegostoma tigrinum
Lineage: Eukaryota; Metazoa; Chordata; Chondrichthyes; Orectolobiformes; Stegostomatidae
Gene: uqcr11
Product: cytochrome b-c1 complex subunit 10
Exons: 3
Coding region: 84-251 (55 amino acids)
Biological process (GO): mitochondrial electron transport, ubiquinol to cytochrome c
Cellular component (GO): mitochondrial inner membrane
Source: RefSeq, a predicted model, not a curated record